Messenger RNA from Diceros bicornis minor, 2202 nucleotides. RefSeq names its product pentraxin 4 (gene PTX4). The record is from RefSeq and is a predicted model, not a curated record. NCBI's taxonomy places the organism in Eukaryota, Metazoa, Chordata, Mammalia, Perissodactyla, Rhinocerotidae.
AAACGGCUCCACUGGAGAGCUGGGAGGAGUGAGGGGCGAGGCAGGAACACGAAGCACACAGCCUUCUCCUGUGGUCAGGGGACUCCUGCUGCUGGCCUUCUCAGAAUGGGCCGCCCAGGGAGGGAGACCCUGUCUUUCUUCUUUAUGUUCGUGCCCAUGUGUCUGCAUGAGGCUUUGUCACGGGAAGCCGGCCCUGCAGGGCAGCACACCGUUGUGGAGAGGCUCCGUCAACUGGAAGAGCGGUUUCGGAGGUUCCAAGAGGUGACCUUAACACACCUGCAGAGCAUUGCCAGCAACUACAACCUGUCGUACAACAUCGACGCCCGGUUCUGGAGCCUGGCCCAGGAGAGCCGGGCCAUAGCUCUGGCCGUCAACCAGUCGCAGGCUGCCGUGCAGGGUGAUCUGGGCCACCUCAAGACCUGGAUGCAGAAGACAUGGCGCAGAAGCCGGAAGGUGGACUCCAGGCUGCGGGCCUUGAGUGCCGCCCUGAGCCAGAGGAGCAAGCAGUGCACCCGGGAGAGGAAGAAGCAGGAGGCACAAAGGGCUGCCCUCUCGGGCCUGGCCCUGGACGUGCGGGCCCUACAGGACAUGCUGGCUCGCCUGACGCCCCUCGUCCAGAGCCAGGGCGCCAGGCUGGCUGCUCUCAAGGGGCAGCUGCAGGUGGCCGGUCCUGGCACCACUGCCCCGGGGCUGACCCCGGCCCAGCCUGGGCCACCAAGCCCAAGCUCCCCAAAGCCACAAGGGGAUAGGCAGGCUCUCAGAACUUUGCCUGAGCCCGGGGGCCGGCCUCAGGACUUUGCUGGCCAUCUCCCAGGGACACGGGAGCCCCCAGACCCAGGCAGCCAGCGGGCGUGGCCCCCAGAGAGACUGGGAGAAAUUUGCAACAUGAGCCCAGUGCUCAUCUUCCCCAACGCCUCCACCGAGAACGUGGUCUUCCUCAGCCCCAGCUUCCUCUCGGGCCUGCAGGCUCUGUCUGUCUGCAGCUGGGUCCGCAUGGCCUCGGGCCACCUGGGCACCCUCCUCUCUUACGCCACCGAAGAAAAUGACAACAAGCUGGUGCUGCACGGCCGGGACUCCCUGGUCCCCGGCUCCAUCCACUUCGUGAUUGGAGCCCCAGCCUUUAGGGAGCUGUCCCUGCAGCCACUGCUGGACGGCCAGUGGCACCACGUGUGUAUCAUCUGGACAUCCAUCCUGGGCAGGUACUGGCUCCACAGGGACCGCAGGCUGGUGGCCACCGGCUCCCACUUCAGGGAGGGCUACGAGAUCCCUCCAGGAGGGUCCCUUGUGCUGGGCCAGGAGCAAGACAGCGUCGGGAGUGGGUUUGACAGCUCUGAGGCCUUUGUGGGGAGCAUGGCAGGCCUGGCCAUCUGGGACCGGGCGCUGGUCCCUGGGAAAGUCUCAAAUCUUGCCACUGGGAAGGAGCUCCCAACGGGCGCCAUCCUGACGCUGGCCAACGCCACAUCAGUAGGCAGAUUCGUGCAGAGGGUGAACUGCACCUGCCCCGAGCUCUGUCCAUGAGGCCUUGCCAUGCAGGAGCUGUGGUCAUGCUCUGGGGUGCCAAGAGGAGCAAGUUUUUGGCCAUGCUUGGCCACCUCCGACCCCAACACACGCCAUAGAGGGCCCCCCACCUAGACCGGGGAGCGAAGGACAGGCUGCUGCCUCCGACCCCCAGCCAGAGGAGUCCUCUAACAUAGGAUGUGGGCAUCCUGGGGGUGGGACAAGGAAACAUGGAGGGGAGAGAGAAGACCGGCAGGCAGAGCCAGAGUUGGGGGCCCCAGGACUGCAUUCUUUCCCUCUCUGUGGCAUUCUUACAGUCCCCACUCUUUGUAGUAUGACAUCAUUUCAACAUGGCCCGACCUGGCCCUGGAAUCCACGGGGCCUCUCCUCUGGGCAUGAGUUUGCUUUGAUUACGGGCUACUUCCUGGAGAACUCCCGUUUUCCUUGAAACUGUGUAGGCAGCAUUUGAACUGCCAUCGCCCUCUCUCAAUGUGGCUUAUGAAAGUUUCCCUUUGGGUGAUUCUUGUUCCAACAUCUCUCAUGAAAAGGGCCAUAGAAUCCAUUUCCUGGCUCCCAAAGCUACAGCCCCCCUUCACUAGGAGCCCUGGGGCUUCCUCAAGGUCCUGUGGGGGCUGGUGAGGCCGCCAGAGCCGCCAGGAAGUGGGAACCCACAAAGGGAGCAAGCUGUUCAGAAGUAAACAUUAA